AUGGUUCUUCAAGGGAUCUGCUGGAGAGAUUUGAAUCAUCCACUGGGCCUCCUAAUGCAGGGAUCUGUUAAAGAGAUUGUUGGUUCUCAAGUCAACAACGCCUUUGUGAGUUGUAUCCUUCCCUUUAUGCAAUUGCUUCAAACAAGGAAGGAGAUAUCUUUGAGCUCAAUCCAGGGGCUGGAGAAAUCUGAACAAUUUGGAGGUUCCCCAAUUAUUGAUCUAUUGGGAAGGUUGCAUGAGGCAGAGCUCAAUCCAAGGGUUAAAGAUGUUUGGUGGUAUGCAGGGGAGAAGAAUGGGAUUUUUUUCAACCAAAUCCUGAUUUCAUGCUUUGGUGGGUCCUUUUCUAAAAGGAAGAUGGGGCUUCGUGCUGGACAAUGGAGCACAUACCCUGAAUACUACUUCCGGAUCACCAACAGCGAGCACAAGACAGAGCUUAAAGAGAAAUUCAAGCGCAUGUGCGAGAAAUCGAGGAUCAAGAAGAGCUACAUGCACUUGACGGAGGAGAUCUCGAAGGAGAACCCGAACGUCUGUGCGUACAUGGCGCCCUCGCUGGAUGCUAGACAGGACAUGGUGGUGGUUGAAGUGCCAAAGCUGGGCGAAGAGGCAGCCGUGAAGGCCAUCAAGGAAUGGGGACAGCCCAAGUCCAAGAUCACCCACCUUGUCUUCUGCACCACCAGUGGCGUCGACAUGCCUGGGGCUGACUACCAGCUCACCAAGCUCCUUGGCCUUCGCCCCUCCGUCAAGAGGCUCAUGAUGUACCAACAAGGAUGCUAUGGCGGAGGCAUGGUGCUUCGCCUGGCUAAGGACCUUGCAGAGAACAACAGAGGCGCCCGUGUCCUUGUCGUCUGCUCAGAGAUCACUGCUGUUACCUUCCGUGGCCCAAGUGACACUCACCUCGACAAUCUUCUUGGCCAGGCACUCUUUGGGGAUGGAGCAGCCGCAGUUAUUGUGGGUGCAGACCCGGUGCCCGGUGUAGAAAAGCCUUUGUUUGAGUUGGUGUCGGCAGCCCAGACAAUUCUCCCAGACAGCCAUGGCGCCAUUGACGGGCACCUGAGAGAGGUUGGACAAAAGCUGGCCCUUAAGUCCGAGAAGCUGCGCGCCACACGACACAUCCUGAGUGAGUAUGGAAACAUGUCAAGUGCUUGUGUUCUGUUCAUAUUGGAUGAGAUGCGGAAGAAGUCGAUUGAGGACGGGCUCAAGACCACUGGAGAAGGGCUCGAAUGGGGUGUGCUGUUUGGGUUUGGACCAGGGCUAACAGUUGAGACUGUGAUCUCUCUGAGAUGGGUAUACCAGCAAGGGGUGGGUUUGUUGGUGAAAAGUUGCAACAAGGGGAGGUUGAAGAAGAACCUUGAUAUAUUCAAUUGGGCAUUGAGGGAGGAGGAAUCUAAGAAGAUUAGUCAGAUCCCGCAGCAUAGAUUAUGCACUGCAGAUGUUUUUGUCUCGGAGGAUGGGCUAUUCAAGUCUGUGGAGGAGCUCUGGGAUGGCGAGAUGUAA
This is a messenger RNA of Nelumbo nucifera (sacred lotus), 1494 nucleotides long. NCBI's taxonomy places the organism in Eukaryota, Viridiplantae, Streptophyta, Magnoliopsida, Proteales, Nelumbonaceae. The record is from RefSeq and is a predicted model, not a curated record.